Plasmopara halstedii is the source of this 396-nucleotide messenger RNA. Its product is annotated as camk camkl ampk protein kinase. Gene Ontology annotation, molecular function: protein serine/threonine kinase activity; ATP binding. The transcript has 4 exons. The coding region runs from base 1 to 396 and encodes 131 amino acids. The record is from RefSeq and is a predicted model, not a curated record. Gene Ontology annotation, cellular component: cytoplasm. NCBI's taxonomy places the organism in Eukaryota, Oomycota, Peronosporomycetes, Peronosporales, Peronosporaceae. Gene Ontology annotation, biological process: protein phosphorylation; intracellular signal transduction.
AUGAGCGACAUCCCCAUCCAGUUAGGCCACUAUCGUCUCGGCAAGACGCUUGGUAUCGGUUCAUUUGGCAAAGUCAAGCUGGCUCAACAUGAAAUCACAGGUCAUAAAGUAGCAAUCAAAAUCCUUAAUCGUCAUAAAAUUCGCAGUCUUGAUAUGAGUGAAAAAGUUCGACGUGAGAUUACACUACUACGUAAAAUGCGUCAUCCUCAUAUUAUUCGAUUAUAUGAAGUGAUUGAUACACCAACAGAUAUUUUUAUGGUACUCGAGUAUAUUGCAGGUGGAGAACUUUUUGAUUACAUCGUUUCUAAAGGCCGCAAGAAGCUCGUCACUUUUUUCAUCAAAUCAUAUCAGGAGUUGAAUAUUGUCAUUUCCAUCGUAUUGUGCAUCGUGAUCUAA